GAGAGAGAGCAAUAAAUUGCAUGCAUCCACACUGGAGCAGCGUCAUUCUUAAAGUUCACAUCAUGGAGUUCAAAGGAGUGUGUGCGCUGCUGGGAGUGUUGGUACUGGUGAACUACUCGUUUCAGCAGAAUCCACUGAAGAAGAAGCCACUGAAAAAAGAAGCAACAAAGGAUCCUGCCAUUGAGGAGCUACAGAAACAGAUCGAAGCCAUCGUCCAGGAGCUCAACCUCCUGAAGGAACAACAAGCCCUGCAGACAGUCUGUUUGAAAGGCACAAAGAUCCAUGGCAAGUGUUACUUGGCUGACCCUCUGAGAAAACGCUAUCACACUGCCAGUGAGGACUGCAACGCCAUGGGCGGUGUCCUUGGCACGCCCACAUCCAGCGAUGUGAAUGACCAGCUCAGAGAUUACAUCCGCCAGAGCAUCGGCCCUGAUGAGCAGAUCUGGCUGGGCGUCAACGACAUGGUGACCGAGGGCACCUGGAUGGAUACGUCUGGCUUCAGCAUUUCAUACCAAAACUGGGACACGUCCAACUACCAGUCCCGUCAGCCAGAUGGUGGGAUGUCCCAUAACUGUGCUGUCCUGUCUGUGGCCUCCAAUGGGAAGUGGUCUGACGAGAACUGUCGUGACGAGAAGCCCUCUGUUUGCCAGUUCAACAUUGUUUGAUUCCAUUUAUGUCAUCAUAGACAACGCAUGGUUGUAGCUGCUUUCAGUCUGUACCCUUGAUGCAAUGCCAAUUUGCCUACUAUUCUAAAAAGAGUUUAAAAUCAGUGGUUCUCAGCUGGUGUUGCAAUGAGACCAAAUGUUUGCCCAAAGGUCACAGUAGUAUUUUUUAAAGACAUGUGAUCUGGAGAUGUGUCAUUUACUGCAUUCUUUGUGGUCACAAUGAAACCAAGAAGAACGCCUUUCAGUCUAGAAAAAUUGUUUGUCUUUUCCGAAAGAAAUCCAUGACCCCGCCUUUAUGUCAAAGAUUUAUUUUAAGGUUAGAAUGGUUCCAUUAAUUCUAAAACAUAUACUUAAUGGUUGAAUGAAAAUGACAGCAUUCCUAUGACAAAAUGUAUGUGUUGGUGCUGGCACCUUUCACAAAUGUAAAAACUGGGUGCAGUAUUCCAAUGUAUUUCAACACCUAUGAUAGGAGUUAAACCCAUUGGCUGAGAAUCACUGGUUUAAUCGCAGACAUUCUUUCCCAUCUACUGUAUUUAACAACAGAACUCGCAUUGAGCUGGAAAUUAUUAUAUUGCAUUAAAGAGAAAAAUAAACUCAA
Molecule: messenger RNA, 1263 nt
Organism: Labrus mixtus (cuckoo wrasse)
Lineage: Eukaryota; Metazoa; Chordata; Actinopteri; Labriformes; Labridae
Product: tetranectin-like
Exons: 3
Coding region: 21-665 (214 amino acids)
Source: RefSeq, a predicted model, not a curated record